Messenger RNA from Phodopus roborovskii (desert hamster), 936 nucleotides. RefSeq names its product distal-less homeobox 4 (gene Dlx4). The record is from RefSeq and is a predicted model, not a curated record. Gene Ontology annotation, biological process: cell differentiation; embryo development; negative regulation of transcription by RNA polymerase II. NCBI's taxonomy places the organism in Eukaryota, Metazoa, Chordata, Mammalia, Rodentia, Cricetidae. Gene Ontology annotation, molecular function: DNA-binding transcription factor activity, RNA polymerase II-specific; RNA polymerase II cis-regulatory region sequence-specific DNA binding.
AUGACCUCUUUACCCUGUCCCCUUCCUGGCCGCCUUGUUUUCCCGGACCUCGCCCCCGCUGCCUACCCGCUUGGCCUGUCCCCCGAAACCGCAGCUUCCCCCGAUUUGUCCUAUUCUCAGCCUUAUGGCCAUCUCCUGUCCUAUUCCUGCCUUGGGCCAGCAACUCCAGGGGACUCCUACCUGCCCAGCCAGCAACUCUCGGCACUGCCCCCUCAGCCCUUCCACCCGCCAGCAGAACACCCUCAGGAACUCGAAGCAGAAUCAGAGAAACCGGUGCUGUCCCUGCAGCCCUCCCAGCAGCCCCUGACUGGGAAGCUACACAAACCUAGAACAAUCUCCUCCAGCCUGCAAGUACAACACCAGAACCAGCGUUUCCAGCAUGUGUGCAUGCAGUACCUGGCCCUAACAUCAAAGCUUGUACUCACCCAAACCCAGGUAAAGAUCUGGCUUUAGAACAAACACUCCAAAUACAAGAAGCUACUGAAAAAGAACUCUGGAGAUCAGGAAGAAGACUUCUCUGGGAGACACCUCUCCUUGUCUCCGUGCUCUCUGAAUCCUCCAUCCAUCUGGGAUCUACCCACCGGUGGCUAUGACAAUGGCUUUGGAGCCUGGUAUCUACAUCAUUCCCCAGAUGUGCUGUUCCUGCCUCAGAUGAUGUGAGUCUGGAGAAGGGCUGGUCAGGCUCCAGCUCUCCUGUCAAGCCCAGGACCAGCACACCUGCCCCCCUUCUGGAAGGAGAGGAAACAAGCUCCAGAUGGAUUUUUCUCAAGACAAGAAGCAAAAGGAGGAAAAAGAAUGGAGUGGAAGUCUGGUUCUCCAAGCCAGAUAGCUAAAUCAAAGGCUUUAAUCUUUGCGCAGGUCCCCAGUGCUGCAGGACAUCCCCCUCCAGUAGGAGAAAGGAUUUAGAGAGAGCUUCACUGGCUAGAGGUGAGGCUG